Molecule: messenger RNA, 1675 nt
Organism: Ochlerotatus camptorhynchus
Lineage: Eukaryota; Metazoa; Arthropoda; Insecta; Diptera; Culicidae
Gene: Rlb1
Product: Rlb1
Exons: 3
Coding region: 87-1577 (496 amino acids)
Biological process (GO): maturation of SSU-rRNA
Cellular component (GO): 90S preribosome; nucleus
Source: RefSeq, a predicted model, not a curated record
UCUUUCUGUUUUCGGAUUUUUUUUUAAAUUAAUCUACGAUUUGCCUUGGUUAUGAAUAGAAAAUAGAGCAGAUUCCGCGGUCAAAGAUGGAUACGGACAAGUUGAAUCGAGAGCUGCAGAUCUUCCGGAACCACGUGAAGAUCGCCCGGGAGAACGUCAUCCACAAGCUGGUACGGGACAUUAAAUUUUGGAAGGCGAAACAGGAAACCAACGCCGAUAACAAGCGAGCUUCGAAGAAGGUGGAAUCGCUGGAAGCGUUGAUUGGCCACAUCAAGUCGCAAUCGGCCUCGGAGCUGGCCAAGGCCGUCAUUCGAUUUAAACCAAAAAAGAGCACCGGCUGCGGUGGCUUGGAGGAACGAGCUCUGCUGAGGUUUCACGAAAACAAUAAACUUCAGCCGGAAGUGAAAACGUUGAUCAGGAGGUUCGGGUUGAACAGCAAACUGGAAGUGCUGGAUAAGUAUCUGAAGAAUCGGGGGGACGGCAAAAAGGCGCAGGCAGGGAAGAAAACGACCAAAAGGAAAGACAAGCCUAAGAAGGCGGCGAAGGAGAAAAAGGAAAAGCAAGAGUCGGAGGAUCAGGGAUUUUGCGAAGCGGACGAUGGUCGGGAGUCAAUGGGAAGCGCUUCCGGUUUGGAAUCGUCGCAUGGCGACGAUGAUAGUGAGGAGGAAGAAACAGGGAAGUUUGUUAAAUUGGCUCUGAUUAAAGAGAGGACUGUGAAGAAGGAACAAGUUCCAAAAAAAGGGGAGAAAAAGCUGAAAAAGAAGAAGGAAUCCAAACCUUCAGAGGAUGACGAUACUGAGAAUAAAUGCGUUCAAGUUCAGGAUAGCUUUUUCGUGACGAGUUCGGGCCAAACCUACGUAGCAACCGCUCCGGUUGUGGAUAAGAAACAACGCGAGCAGGAGGAGAAAGAAGAGUUCAGCUGGAAGCGAUCCAACAAGCGAAAGGAUAUCCUCGGGAAGAUGGAAGAAAGGCCUCAGAAGCGACCCUUCAGUAGCAGCAAGGAAGCUGGGGAUAAUUAUGACGAUAUCCAUCCGUCCUGGAAGGCUAAGCAGCAACAGAAAGGCAUCACACAAUUCCAAGGCCAGCGGAAGCGCUUCGAUGAGGAGGAAUCGUUCCCGAAAAGAUCGAACAACACCCAAGAAGAUCCAGAUCUCCAUCCCUCGUGGGCUGCUAAGCAGAAGCAACGAAAUAUUCAACCUUUUGCGGGGAAAAAGAUCAAAUUUGACGCUGCCGAAGAAAGUGCGGGUCCAGCCGGGGAAGACCUGCAUCCAUCGUGGGCGGCCAAGCAGAAACAGAGGGGCUUUAAACCGUUCGCCGGGAAGAAAAUCGUUUUCGAUUCAGGUGAGCAGACGGAACCGAAGCAGCAGUCAACAGAGGACCUACAUCCGUCUUGGGCCGCCAAGCAGAAGCAGAAGGGACUAAAACCGUUUCAGGGUAAGAAGAUCGUGUUCGAUGCCGACGCGGAGCGAAGCGUGGAAACUCCAGCCCCGUCCGACUUGCACCCUUCGUGGGCUGCCAAGCAGAAAGAGAAGGGUAUCCAGGAGUUUCAAGGUAAAAAGAUCACAUUCGGCGACUAGGACUGCAAUUCGAAAGGUACAUGCACUUGCGUUGUUACAUAACUUCUACUUUGCAUAACUUUAAUUACUUUAAAUGGAAUAAAUACGUUGUAAGAUAG